Rhinocladiella mackenziei CBS 650.93 is the source of this 750-nucleotide messenger RNA. RefSeq lists its product as uncharacterized. The record is from RefSeq and is a predicted model, not a curated record. The coding region runs from base 1 to 750 and encodes 249 amino acids. Lineage: Eukaryota; Fungi; Ascomycota; Eurotiomycetes; Chaetothyriales; Herpotrichiellaceae. The transcript has a single exon.
AUGUCGAGUUUUGCUCUUGCUUUCCCCACCUCCUGGACCGUCGAUAGCAACGGCCGUUUGAGCACGACUCGGCAGGUGGAGCCUCGCCUCGACCCCUCUUCAUUCGAACCCUCAAGAAAAACUACGAUACUUGCGCCAGAAUCCCUCUCUCUAACUUUCUCCGGCGCAUCUAAAUACCCUACGGACUUUCCAUCCUCCUGGUUAUUCUCGGCGGGGAGUCAACCGUCUCGCGCCCAACAGGCAGCAUCGACACCAGAACAAGACCAACGACAUGAUCCGCUGAUUUCAGCGCAAAGACACACAACCACCUACUCUAAGCUCUCUAAUCUGAGCACCUCAUCCACGCUGAGGCCUACCGUCUCGGCAGCGAAUCAACUCUCCGCCACCACAGAUGACUUUGGAUAUCACGGAACGAAUUUGAAAGAGAAGCUUCUGGAACAUAUCUCACAACAUUCCUCACGGUCUUCACCAAAACUGCCACACUCGAUUUCCUUGAGCACUAACCCUCCCCUAAGUCACAGACAGCCUGGCAAUGCCGAAGGGCAAGCGCCGGACUCGCAGGCUGUUCCAACGUCACGGCCUGGCUCGAGCAAUCUUCACUCCUCCGGUAUCUCGGAGCCAGCGCAGGCUCAGUACGAUGAUGAGUCAAACUUGUCGGAUGGAUCUGGAGCAGGAGAUGCGCCAUAUCGGCCUUUUGAUUUCCCAGAUAACUAUUCCAUUGUCACCGCUGGGACUACUAUCACGAAAUGA